UCUCUCUCUCUCUCUCUAUAGCUCUCCCCUCUCGCGCCAUGCCCUCGUCGCUGUUCGCGGCGACCCCCGCGCCCACCUCGCUCCUCCCCGCGGCGGCGGCGGCGACCCGCCGCCUCCGCUGCCUCUCCGUGCGCAGCUGCGUCGCAUUGGCCGCGGCGGAGGAGGCGGCGCUCCUCCGGCGAGCGGCGGAGGUGGCGGACCGCUCGGCGGGGCUUACCUCGCCGCACCCUAACUUCGGGUGCGUCAUCGCUCGGAGCGACCUCGCCCAUGGCCGGGGAAUGGUGGCGGUGGUGGGGGAGGGGUUUUUGUACGCGCAGGGGACGAAGUGCGCGGAGCUCCAAGCGGCGGAGGAGGCGGGAGAGCUCGCGCGCGGCGGCGUCGCCUACCUCAACCUGGAGCCCGGGGACUGCUACGGGGAUCACACCGCUGUAUCCUCCCUCGUCCAGGCAGGAAUUUCAAGAGUUGUCGUGGGUCUCAGACAGCCGCUGCCGCACUUGCGAGGGAAGGCGAUACAAGCCCUAAGAAGUGAAGGCAUUCAAGUUGAUGUCGUUGGAGAGGAGUUGCAGAGUAAAAUAUUCGAGGAAGCUUUAAAGUCCUGCCUGUCAGUAAAUGCUCCAUUACUCUAUAGAGCUGCCUUUCGUGUUCCAUUCUCUGUUCUCAAGUAUGCUAUGACCUUAGAUGGAAAAAUUGCAGCUAGUAGUGGCCAUGCUUCUUGGGUAAGCAGCAAACUAUCCAGAAGUCGAGUAUUUGAGUUGCGUGGCAGAAGUGACGCCAUUGUUGUAGGUGGAAAUACCGUACGGCGUGAUGAUCCUCGGCUAACUGCAAGACAUGGAGGGCACCACGUUCCUGCGCGUAUUGUGAUGUCGCAAACUCUUGACCUUCCCGAGGAAGCGAAUCUCUGGAACGUCUUCGAAGCAUACACUAUAGUCGCCACACAAAGGGGUGCUAGGAAAGACAUGCAGAAGAAGCUUGCGGCUAAAGGCGUCGAGGUGGUGGAGUUUGACAUACUAAAUCCUAGGGAUGUGAUGUCGUAUUGCUAUGAUCGUGGCUACCUUUCUAUACUGUGGGAGUGUGGUGGGUCCCUUGCUGCGCCGGCCAUCUCUUCUGGUGUAAUUCACAAGGUUUUUGCAUUUGUUGCUCCAAAGAUCAUUGGAGGAGUAAAUGCUCCGUCGCCAGUUGGUGAAUUAGGGAUGGUUCAAAUGUCACAAGCGCUUGAUCUAAUUGACGUUUCAUAUGAACAGAUUGGACCAGACAUGCUGAUCAGUGGAUAUCUUCAGCCUAUUCCGGAUUUAUCACCUGUGAUUCCAUCAGCUGAUGAGACUUCGUCUGUCGAUCCGACAGUUUCUCCGUACGAUACAAAUAUCAUAUCGUUCUAUAAGACAUGGGAUCCAUAUGGAGCCUUCUCAAACUUCUCUCCUCAUCCUAUUGAAAUGCCCGAUGAAAAUGGAGAUUAUGUUACUUGGCGAAGCGUCGAGCACUAUUAUCAGGCGCACAAAUUUAUGGGAGUCGAUAGUCCCGUGGCCGCAGAGUUUGUUGAACAAAUACAGUUAGCAAAAAGCCCCGAGGAAGCGGCACGAACGGGACGGAAAUUGCAAAGAGAGCACCCUGAACUGGUUCGACCCGACUGGGAAUCAACGAAGAUCGAUGUCAUGUACAGAGCUCUCAAAUGCAAGUUCGCGACGUACCCGCAUUUACAAACCAUGCUUCUUUCUACAGCAGGCUCCGUUCUUGUCGAGGCGUCGCCCCACGACCUCUUCUGGGGCGGAGGCCGGGACGGCGAAGGACUCAAUUAUCUGGGCCGGCUUCUGAUGCAGUUAAGGUCUGAGAUUUUGGAAGAGGCCUCGAAAGUGAGCGUAGAUGAGUCGGCGUAGUUCACAAAAUACCGAAAAAAAAAAAGAAAAAAAAUGGGGGAAAAAUGUAGAAGUAAACUGAGAUAUCCUAUGAGGUAGUACAUUAUCAGGGAGUUGAAAAGCGCAGGGGUUCAAUGUGCUUGUGAUUGUUUAGUCGUCGGAAUUGUCUCAAAAUCCGUGUAGUACUAGUAAAGAGGGCUUAAUAUGAUACACUGUUAGUAAUACUGAAUGAAUUUUGAGACAAUCCGACGGUUAAAAAAUUAUAGGCCAGUAUGAGGGUAAAUGUGUAACAAAUAUGUAAUUUAUUAUAU
Molecule: messenger RNA, 2161 nt
Organism: Ananas comosus (pineapple)
Lineage: Eukaryota; Viridiplantae; Streptophyta; Magnoliopsida; Poales; Bromeliaceae
Product: riboflavin biosynthesis protein PYRR, chloroplastic
Exons: 10
Coding region: 39-1871 (610 amino acids)
Biological process (GO): riboflavin biosynthetic process
Molecular function (GO): diaminohydroxyphosphoribosylaminopyrimidine deaminase activity; 5-amino-6-(5-phosphoribosylamino)uracil reductase activity; NADP binding
Source: RefSeq, a predicted model, not a curated record